Messenger RNA from Leptonychotes weddellii (Weddell seal), 3236 nucleotides. The record is from RefSeq and is a predicted model, not a curated record. Lineage: Eukaryota; Metazoa; Chordata; Mammalia; Carnivora; Phocidae.
AAAAAAAAAAAAAAGAAAAUAUAAACAUCAUUCAGCUGCCUGGUUAACUCUUCUCUUAUGGAAGCAAAAGGUAUGAAAUCAGCUUGUACAUGGAUUACAAUAAAUACAGCAAAGGACUUACCUCUUCCUUCCCAAAGGGCCUGGCGCUCAUCAAUGGGACACAGAUGAUCACCUCCCUCGGCUGUGAAGCCGUGGAGCGAGCGAGUGCUAUUUCGCGGCAGGCAGACAUCGUGGCGGCCUUGACCCUUGAGGUGCUGAAGGGCACCACCAAAGCCUUCGAUACUGACAUUCACGCAGUCCGCCCUCACCGUGGGCAAAUUGAAGUUGCUUUUCGGUUUCGGUCACUCUUGGACUCAGAUCACCACCCAUCUGAAAUAGCAGAAAGUCACAGGUUCUGUGAUCGUGUUCAGGAUGCAUACACCUUGCGCUGCUGUCCACAGGUCCAUGGUGUGGUGAAUGACACAAUAGCGUUUGUGAAGAAUAUCAUUACCACAGAACUUAAUAGUGCAACAGAUAAUCCUAUGGUUUUUGCCAGCAGGGGAGAGACUGUUUCUGGAGGAAACUUCCAUGGUGAAUACCCAGCCAAAGCCCUAGACUAUUUGGCCAUUGGAGUCCAUGAACUUGCUUCAAUUAGUGAAAGAAGAAUUGAAAGGCUCUGUAACCCCUCUCUCAGCGAGCUGCCUCCCUUCCUGGUGGCUGAAGGUGGUCUGAACUCUGGGUUCAUGAUUGCUCAUUGCACUGCCGCGGCGCUUGGUAAGAAUACCGCCCAAGAAUACUGCCCGUUCCCCAGAACACAAGCCUGUCCAUUUCAUCUGAAAGUCACGUUUUUUAAAAAGACAGAAAAGAAUAUCACUACAGUAAUGCCCCCCCUUAUGGGGGCUGGGAGGAUGUUCCAAGACCCCCAGUGGAUGCCUGAUACCACGGUGCUGGCCAUCGAGCUUCUUGCAGCCUGCCAGGGCAUAGAGUUUCUACGCCCCCUGAGAACAACCACUCCUCUGGAGAAGGUCUAUGACCUGGUGCGCUCUGUUGUAAGGCCCUGGAUAAAAGAUCGCUUCAUGGCUCCAGACAUUGAGGCUGCUCACAGGCUGCUUGUAGAGCAGAAGGUUUGGGAGGUCGCUGCACCAUAUAUUGAAAAAUACAGAAUGGAACAUAUUCCAGAAUCCAGACCUGUUUCUCCAACAGCCUUUUCACUGGAAUUUCUACAUAAGAAAUCCAUCAAAAUUCCAGAGUCCGAGGAUCUUUAAUGGGCUUUGUCAUAGAUUAGCAGCUCAGGUCCUUGGUUGAACAGCAAGCAAUAUCAUGCUGAAGAAGAGGCCUGAGGACUUUCUUAAGUAGAUCAAUCCAUUAUUUUGUUCAGUUCUGCUAAAACCUCCUUUGCUUAGGCUGGUGACAGCAUUAAAUUUGCUCACUCUAGCACUGUGUUCUUGUUGACCUGGUUUGAGACACAGAAGCUGUUUUCAGAUUAUAGGAGUUUUCUUUCUUCCUUAACAGUAUCAACAGGCCACAGGCCAUUUAACAUUAUUUGAAUUUGAAACAGAUUGAUGAUAUUCUUUUCCAAAAACAUUAGACUUUUGUGAAUCUCUUUUUUUUUAUGGUUUGAAAAGCUCUCCACUAGAUAACUGUGGCUGUUUGAAUUAUACCACGAUAUGAUGAAUGUUCCUUACGAGGCUUUGAUCAACAACUUCUGAAGUCAUAAUUUGUCCUGAAGCUUCUCUUCUAUUAAUUGCAUCAGAGUAUAGUCAAUAGGUCCAACGAGGUUUUGUGUAAAGGAGUUUUGCUAUUGGAGUGGCCCUUACUGAUAUUUAUCAAAUAUCACUAUACAUCUCAAAAAAAAAAAAUCUCAGAUGCUUAAGCUGGAGUUAGAGGUUAGUAUUAUUACCUUCUUACUAUGUGUUAGUACUUUAUUCACAGUCCUUUAACAACCCUGCAUUAAGAAGCCUCCUGUCCCACAGAUAAGGAAUCUUAUGUUCAAAGGUAACCACCCCCUUCUCUGUAAUGGUAAUCCUUAAAAGGAGGAAUUAUUGACAAAGGUCGAUGGGGCCCUGGGAUGUGUUACCCAAUCUGUUUUUUCCUCAAAAAAGAAGGCAAAGGGCCGUCUGGGAUCAUCUGGAUGAAAGACGGGUUGGAGGAGCUCUUGGCUUCCCAAGGCUAACUGUGACUUCGCACCUACGUGUGCAAGGGCGUGCAAGGCACUCCAAGGGCGGGAGCCUGGGCCCACGGCUCUAAUACAUCUACGGUAGCCCGAGGAAAGAACAGACACACUUGCCAGCUUGCUGACCCGCUUCCAGCCUGAAAUGGGUUCAACGGUGUAUUUCACAGUAGGGUUUCCCUCCUUAGCUGGCACCCCGUCCCCAGGAAAAGGUGGAGACCGAAGUGAAAACCGCUGCCUACAGAGAUUCGGUGACCAAAAGUGGGCCGAGGAGCCUGUCUACCGAAAAGCCCUUCUGGGGACGCUGUCCUUUGCUAAAGUGUCAACAGCCACGAAUGAGGUUUCUUCGUGCUUAGCCACGAAGCCCAGUCGAGCCAGUAAACCCAGCAGUCUGGGGAGGACUGGAUCCCCACAGGCCUCUGCAAUCUUCCGGGGCACUUUCUGAUUGAGUCUUCGAGACAGCUCUCUGACAAACAGAUUAUCACAUGCCUCCAAGAGAAUGUCAAGGUAAACGUGGAAUAAACCAUGUCUCAGUUGUCUUAUGUCGUCACACUGGUCUUAGUUUUUUAUAACAGAGUUGAGCGCCUCUUCAGGGAAAGCCUAUUCUGGCUGCAGUUAAUCAGGUGUCUGAAAGGUUUGGUCAGUGAAUAUUAGCACAUCGCCGCGUGUCGUUAGAAAGUGUGGUUGAUUCCGCUCUCCUUCCCGUGGAGUAGCAGCAAGGACUGGAGGCAUCUCGAUGUCCUCCCAGCAGGCUCACCCGGGCUUCUCCCGGUGCCGUCUCAGGGCAGCCAGAGGGCGAGCCCCACAGCAUGAGGGCUGAUAUACUUCUACAACGCCCACACUUGCUAAUGUCCUGUUGGCCAAAGCAAGUCACCCUUUCCAGCUCAAGCCAGUCUGGGAGAGGAAUACUCAAUGGCAUUGGCAUGUGGUUUGCGGUCCGUUACUGAAACAAUCUACCACGUAUGUAAAAUCAAACACAGAACCUGAAAAAUUCGAGACACUUUUCAUUACUACUUUAAACUUUAGUCUUAUCUUUGUGUCUGGUCACUGGAUUAUUAUCGUUUUAUUAAACCUUCUCAUUAUCUCA